Messenger RNA from Babesia bigemina, 4821 nucleotides. RefSeq lists its product as hypothetical. Bases 1 to 4821 code for a protein of 1606 amino acids. The record is from RefSeq and is a predicted model, not a curated record. The transcript has a single exon. NCBI's taxonomy places the organism in Eukaryota, Apicomplexa, Aconoidasida, Piroplasmida, Babesiidae.
AUGGGAUUUUUGAGUGGUGUGCUUAAGGCGGUGAAAAACGAAAAUGAAGUGACAACUUAUGAUAAUUACAUCAGUGGAGAGAAUAAUAAGCUUGAAAGUGUACUUAACACCUUAAAUACUAAUAUUGGCUCCGGGCGUGCUGGGCUUGCCGUGUCUGUCGACGCGGUGAAGAGGUGGUUGGAGGGGUAUGGGAAAAAUCUCCGUACUUCAACUUAUCUCGUAACUCAUGAAUUAGAUGGACUGAAGGAAUUCAUAUCAGGUAAGCAUAUUUAUGGUAUUCAUGACGUGCAGAAUCUUCAAGACCAAUUGAAGACGUGGACCGAAGUGGUCAAGAAGAUAGAUGAGCACGUUAAACAGAACAUAAUUUCUAAUGUUGAUAAAUUAGAUUAUACAUUGAAACGUAGUGUAAUGAACAAAAUUGAUCCGCUGCGUGCAUCAAUUAACCAGUUGCUUGAUUCGGCUAAGGAUCCUGCCGUUAUCCAGCAGGUCAAGAAGGUAGAUACAGAGUUGCAGGCACAAGAGUUGAAGAUUAAGGACUCGUUAGGUAACGAGGUAUAUAAACUUCGUGACAGUUUGAAACUUAUGAAAGACACCAAGAAUAGGCAGAUUUGGUAUUUAAGAAAGUCUGUUAACGAUUUCAUGAAAAUGAUUGAAGAUAACCAUUUUAACAAUACCUAUAAGGACAAUAUAAUCAGUCAAUUCAAUGACAUAAAACGUAAGGUCAAUGAUGUUUAUGAUACAUUGUUUGCAAAGCAAGCGCAGCUGAAGGGGUUGGUGGAGCAGGCCCAGCAACAUUUUGCGAUUAUUACGAAUACAAUUGGCAUGGACGCGAAAAUCGGCCACGAAAAAAGCAUUUAUCGUAAUUGGGAUAAGCUCAGGGAGACCAUUAGUAAUCUGGUGUUGCGUCAGAUAUAUGGGCAGAAUAAACAUGAAGGUCUCAGAGGGAUUCUCAGUGGAGUAGGAAAUUAUGCCGACGGCUUCAAAUGGCAGACGUUUGAAAAAAUAAUGCAGCAGUUGUUGCAAGAAAUUGUUGAAAAGGAUUCCGUAUACACCAAUAUUGAUGCGUAUGUUAGGUAUAACAAGAAUAAUUUUACGGGUGAUCUGGGAGUCGGUGAAAAGACGGAAGCAAUCCUAAAAAAAUUGACACCAAUCAUCAUACAGAAAGCGAAAGAUGCUAUAAAAACGAUCAAACCGUCUCGUACACUUGGAACCAGGGGGAGUGUAGAUGGAGAAAUAUCGGAAAUCAUAAAGUAUCUUGGUAAACUAACUAGUGAUGUUGAAAAUAUGGAAAGCAAUAUAACACAGGCAAUUGAAGAGGAAUUGGCAUCGGGUUCGGAAUUAAGUUACGUAAAUGCCCAUCAAUCCGACCACAAACAUUAUCUCAGUAGCGCUAUUAAGGAAACAUUGUCUAUUAUCUCUAUGAGUGUUAAAUACGUGUGCGCACAAUUGGAAAAUUUCAAGAAUGCUUCCCGUAUUUCCAACUUAGAUCAGGCCAUCAAAGAUGUGACUGCUAUACCGGGAAAGCUCUCUGACGAUCCGUCACUUGGUCAAAAUAUCACCAACGGAUUGAAGACUGUAACGAAUCAUAUCGAAGAACUUAACAAAUUUUUAGUCAAAUCAACAGGUGACAAUUCCAUGCACGAGGCGAUCGAUGAACUGAAAUCAAAGAUGGUCGACGAACUUGAUAAGCUCAAAAAAGAUAAGGAAGGCCAUCAAGGGCAAAACGGUAUCAUAAACGAAAAUAAAGAUAAAGCUGACGAGCAAAUGGAGAAAUUGAAAACCGAGCUUAAAAAGAAGCUUAACAGCUUUGAUAUCAACGUCACACAUGCCGAUACAUUAAUCGAAGACUCUAUUGAUAGCAUCGUAAGGGUUUUAGAUGACGCUCAUGGUGUUAUCGAACGAACCGUCACUGACGCUUUUGAGAAAGUUAGACAAUCCGUCCGCGCCCUCUUCGCCGAGUCCCACCGCGCCGACCUCUCUGCCCUCCGCUCCCUCGUCGACCAGCAGCUGAAGGCGGUGCAAGGCAUAAUCGCGAAGGACAGGGUGACGGGCGUGAAGGGGAUGCUUAAGACGCUGAGUGGUGUCUCCGUCAAUAUGAAAUCCUCACAGUAUGCAGAUCAGAAUAAUAUGCUCAUGAAGCUGCAAACGGCUGCAUCUAAGAAAAACAGUUUGACAAAAGCUUAUUUUGAUGAAUUGGUUCAACUCGUCAGAGCGUACUACCGUUCUUACUUAAUUUAUGUGCACGAUGAUGCUGUUAGAUUAUCCGCCUCCCACCCUUCUCCCUCCACCGACUACCCCUCUCAACUCAAGGCCAUUUUCGACAAACUCGUCGAACUUCUUAAUCACCUCGAAAAAGACAAGUUAUAUAACUACGACCAUAAUUUCGUUGAUUUACUCGCCUCCCUCAACUCUCUUGUUGACUCCCUCUCUCCCUCCUUCACCUCCCCCUGCCCCCUCCUCGCCCCCCUCAAGGCCGGCCUCGCCAAAUUCACCGAGCAACUCGGCCACGCGUACGUGAGUAGGUACUCGGGGCAAAAAUACACUGCGUUAACUGAACGAAAACAGGUUCCCGAUCCUAAAAAACCUGACAGCAAAGAAAAAAUUGACGUUACCGAUUUAACCCCUGAGGGCCGGAACUGCGCCAAGGUCUGCCUGACGAUAGUGGAGAUGUUGACCAAAAAUUUUGUGGAGUUGAAAGAUGAAUGUCAAGUCUACAAAAGUAAGCAAAUUAACACGUAUGAUGAUAAUUUAUUUGGCGAAUGUUUUACGAAACGUGGUUUCACGGUGACAUCCGACAAGGGUAGGCAGCACGGCGAGUUACAAGACAAGAGUGACAUGACCGGCGAUGCAGUUUAUAAGAAGAUAACGGCAAAAGUUACAGGCGUCCAGAUGUUAACUUUCCUAAAAACAUGGAAAGAAGAACAACGCAGAAAACAUCCUCACAGGCAUCCAAAUGGUAACAUUCACCUCUUCGACGUUCUUGACUUCCUGCAAGGUUACGUCGUCACAUAUUACACAGUCCGUCACCUGGAACAUAUUCCAUCAGCUAAAGCACCGCGUAAUAUUUAUCAAAUGCUGCAAUGGCUGAGCGGCGUUCGAUAUUAUCCAAGUCUUAUUCCCCUGUUCCUUUGCUUCAAGGAUCUGUUUCCUAGACGUAAAGAAGACGAAGGAAAGGAUAUCAAGGCUAUAUCACCCGCUAGCGUAAAGCUCUCAGCAACAACUGAAAUCACGUAUGCGCACUUAGGAAGAAAAGUGUUUGUGAAUGUCUGUUUACACGCCCAUGAUGUCUUGGUUGCCAUCCUGGGUCACGGUCACGCAGGUGGGCGAUACGCUGUCGAUUUCAAAACCAACGAAGCAAAGUUGUUGUAUCCUAGUAAGGCGAGUGACUGUUUUGAUAUGCUCGUAGACAUUGCGUAUCGCGUGCAACACCAGCUGUAUUUCCUCUUCCAACAGUUUUACUUCGAAUCAUCGUACAGCUCAUGGCGCGACUGCCUCUAUGGCAGGGGAGUGGCCGGGUCAUCGUGGAAGUGCAAUACCAAGCAGUGCCCUAACCACGACUGCAACCAAACGGCUAGGCAAACGGCCAACCAAAUGGGUAACCAAACGUGUGACCAACACUGUGACCAAUAUCCCAUGUGCGACCUAAAAUCACCUUUGCAGUCAUUCUUGGAGGAUGGCUUACAAGGCUUCUUACCACAUCAAUUUACCAAGCCGGGCUGCAAACUGGAAUGCACGGCAGCCAAUCACAAAGCUAUUCCCUGUAAGACUCCCAUGGGCUUCGGUGAUAUAAGUAAUAUGGCAUCGCAUACGCAGAAGGGUACGCAUCUCAGAGAUGUUUUAAUAGAUUUCUGCGGGAAUUCUACUGCUCCCCUUACACUGAUGUGCGCUUAUUUCAACUGCCUGUUACAGCGUCCUCCUCAGAAUCUGGGUGAUAUGUUCGCGUUCUAUUACAACCUAAUGAAAGAGUGGAGUAAGAAUGAGACGCAUAAAAGAAAGGCAUUUGACGAAGCUGUCAGGAAGGCCAAUUUCGAAAAUCGAGGUACAACGCUCGAACUGGAUGAUGUCUUCAGUGCGCACAGUAACAUUAGCAGCAACCACGCUGGGAGGCAUCUGUCUAGCCUGGUGAACUGCGACGGUGAUAGUGGAUCAAAUUGCGGCCGGUAUUUGAAGCCCAUCAGCACCGACGUAUAUACUAUUUAUUCAUCGGAAUAUGCUGAUAAGUAUGUCUCAUGGAUCGUCUACCUCACUGAAACAUUCUAUGACUUGCUUAAGAAAUUAUACGACGAAUGUAACGGCAACUGCGGUCCGAAGGGAUCCAACUGCCACAACAAAUGCUGUGUCAAAGGGUGUCCAUCCCUCGUAAAAGAGUCGAAAAAUGUGACCCAUGAUGAAGGAUGCACGUCCAUUGUCCAGUGCAAGCAUACACUUCCAACCUUGUGCAGAUAUGGAUUCACGUUCUGGUACCAGACGAGGAUCAACGGCGAACAAGGCAUAGAAAAAAAACGUACCUGCAAGGAUUUGUGCAACGUGCUAGAGAGAGUGCUGAGUGACAAAGAAGCUGACCAAGCUCCACUCGCUAAACUAAUCUACGUCACAAUUCCUAACUUCCUCUUCGAAAUCCGCGCCCCCUUCAUCUGGCUCAAUGUCGCCCUCUGGCUCCUCUCUUUGUUGUACCUCCUCCACAUCAUGGUCAUCCGCCUAGACCUGCUCCACAUCAAAUCGCAUCUACAUAGUCCCUCGAGUCAUCGCAUAGCUGCUCAAUCACUACUCUCCGCUGCACGUGUUAACAAGCUUAACAGAGUGUUUUACCUGCAACCAUAA